Penicillium malachiteum is the source of this 1536-nucleotide messenger RNA. Its product is annotated as MCT family MFS transporter. The record is from RefSeq and is a predicted model, not a curated record. Lineage: Eukaryota; Fungi; Ascomycota; Eurotiomycetes; Eurotiales; Aspergillaceae. Gene Ontology annotation, biological process: transmembrane transport. Bases 1 to 1536 code for a protein of 511 amino acids. The transcript has 2 exons. Gene Ontology annotation, molecular function: transmembrane transporter activity.
AUGGCAGAUAAUCUGCCUAUCGAUGUCAUCCAGUCUCACCAAGAAGACCAGGACUCGGUAACAAGCUCCAAACAUACAGCAGAGAUACCCACCUCACAAAACGCAUCACGACCUGAAGCGAAUGAGGACGUGGACGAGAAAUACAAGCAGGAUGUGCCUCCAGAUGGUGGCUAUGGCUGGGUCUGUGUCGCAUGUGUGUUCUGGAUCAAUGCGCAUACUUGGGGAAUAAACAGCAGCUACGGUGUCUUCCUCAGCUAUUACCUCUCGAGUGACGUCUUUCCGAACACAAAUGCCCUUGACUACGCUUUCACGGGUGGUCUUAGUAUCUCAUGUGCGCUUCUCGUCGCACCAAUAGCAACAUAUCUCAUCCAUGUAUAUGGCACUCGCCUCGUUCUUAAUAUGGGGGUCUUUUUCGAGACCCUUUCCUUAAUCGGUUCCUCCUUCGCCUCGCAAAAAUGGCACAUAUUUCUCAGCCAGGGCGUCUGUUUCGGGUGGGGGAUGGGAUUUCUAUUCGUUGGUAGUGUGGGAAUCGCACCACAGUGGUUUCAAAAACGUCGAAGCGUCGCAAUGGGAAUCACAGCUGCUGGCUCUGGACUCGGUGGGCUAAUAUAUUCUCUCGCUGUUGGCGCAAUCAUUCCACGCUACGGACUGGGUUGGGCAUUCCGAAUUCUCGGUAUAGUCUCGUGCGUUGUGAAUCUCGUCUGCGGGAACCUUCUCCGAGAUCGGAAUAAGCUCGUAGGAAGUCGAUUUUCAGCGUUUCAUGCGCCAUUGUUACGGAAGCCGGAGUUCCUUCUUUUCCUGGGAUGGGGAUUCUUCAGUAUGCUUGGAUACGUGGCACUGCUGUUUAGUGUUGCGAAUUUUGCGCUCUCUGUUGGCUUGAGCUCUCACCAGGGUAGUGUGGUCUCUGCGCUUCUGAAUCUCGGACAGGGUCUCGGUCGUCCCUUUGUUGGAAUGUUCAGUGAUACAUUUGGACGGAUCAACAUAGCGACAUUUUUGACGUUCAUAUGUGGCUUAUUUUGUCUGGUCAUCUGGACGUUUGCCGAUAGCAUGGGUGUGGUUUGUUUCUUUGCUGUUCUGGUGGGAACUGUCUCGGGGACUUACUGGGCUACUGUUUCGCCAGUGCUGGCGGAAAUAAUUGGUCUGAGAGACCUUCCAUCUGGUCUUAGUAUCACUUGGCUGUGGCUUGUGGCGCCUUGCACUGUCUCAGAAGCCAUUGCCUUGGAAUUACGACGAAAUACUGCCGAUGGUGGCACUUCAUAUCUUCACGUACAAAUCUUUACGGGAGUCAUGUAUAUAGGUGCUUCUUUUUGUCUGUGGCUUGUUCGAGGCUGGAAGGUUGGAGAGCUGGAACUCGCUGAGCAACGAAGACAGUUGACAGUACGUCAAGGUCCCUUGACUGAACAUGCAGGCAAAGAGGAAAAAGACGAGUCGCCUGCGACGAUACCAGCUGCCGCUUCAUCUGAUGAAAUUUCCGACACAGCCUUAUGGACUCCAUUCAGUAUGGCGAGAAGAAUGGUUGCUUUAAAGAGAGUGUAA